Messenger RNA from Diorhabda carinulata, 2744 nucleotides. RefSeq names its product serine/threonine-protein phosphatase rdgC (gene rdgC). Lineage: Eukaryota; Metazoa; Arthropoda; Insecta; Coleoptera; Chrysomelidae. The coding region runs from base 328 to 2667 and encodes 779 amino acids. Gene Ontology annotation, molecular function: protein serine/threonine phosphatase activity; iron ion binding; manganese ion binding. Gene Ontology annotation, cellular component: nucleus; cytosol. Gene Ontology annotation, biological process: detection of stimulus involved in sensory perception. The record is from RefSeq and is a predicted model, not a curated record. The transcript is spliced from 16 exons.
UCAAUAUAUCAACACCCUGUACAUAUUAUUAUAGAAGAAAUCGCGCGAAUCAAUUAUCUAAAUUACCAUUAUUAAAAGUCACCUUUUGUAAGUGUUACAUACGAAUAUACCUGACCACCACACGCUUGCGUAAAAUUAUAAGGCCGGACGCGUCGUUUUCCAACGUCUCGACGCCGUUUUUCGCUUCAGUAACCGAGAUAUAUUUCAGAUAGACGCGUAUUUCAAGCUCGUCACCGCGUCGAUUGGAAAAUAACGCGAACGAUCUACAAACCGCUAUUUUUUUUUUUCUUACACAAACGACAAGUGUUUUUUUCAACACCCAAUAAAAUGAUGGAUUUUUUAACAUCGAACUGUACCUGUAUAAAGGGUGGGAAAAGGGCGGUAAUAAAUUACGAAUAUUCAGAUAGCGAUACGAAAUCUGUAUCGGAUAUUGAAUUAAGAGCAUCCAGUGAACAGCCGGAAUCUGCGAAAAAAACCAAACAGAAUAGUUGCUGGAAAUUGAAAAGGUGCAUACCGAGGACCGUACUGAAAUGGUUCGGACAAGACGACGAUAUGAGUAUGACGAAAAUAGAAAAAACCAUCAAAGCCUCAUUACUAAUCCAAAAAUGGUAUAGGCGAUACAUGGCACGAUUGGAAGUUAGAAGAAGAUACACUUGGACAAUUUUUCAAACAUUAGAAUACGCAGGGGAACAAGAUCAAGUCAAGCUGUACAAUUUUUUCAAUGCUCUAUUGACACACAUUCCUCAAACGGAACGGGAAAUCGACUCAACCAACUCCAAAAAUGCUUCAUUAGAAAACCUAAAUUUAGAAUUCGAAGACGAAUCGCCGGACGAAGAAUACUACGAGCCGGAAGACAAGAAAAAAUUAUUACAUUAUCAUUUGGAAUAUCCCUAUACGGAAAAAGCUCUCAUACAACUAAUAGAGAUUUUCCGGAAACAUCGACAUUAUCGUUUACCUCCGAAAGAUGUCGCUGAGAUUUUGAGAAGAUCGAUCAUUUGUUUAAAAAAAUUGCCCAACGUGAACGUCGCCUCGACAGGCAUAACGAAACAAUUGACCGUAUGCGGGGAUUUACAUGGUAAAUUCGACGAUCUCUUGGUCAUCUUACAUAAGAACGGUCUUCCUUCAAUCGACAAUCCAUACGUUUUCAAUGGAGACUUUGUAGAUAGGGGAAAACGGGGCUUAGAAGUGUUUCUAAUUUUACUUUUAUGUUUAUUGGCAAUACCUGGAGCUGUGUACCUCAACAGAGGUAACCACGAAGACAUUAUUAUGAAUCAAAGGUACGGAUUCAUCAGAGAAGUACAAUCUAAAUACAAGAAAAAUCACGAAAAACUUCUUAGACUCAUCGAAGGUGUCUACAGGUAUCUUCCACUUGGUACUAUAGUUAAUAAUAAGGUACUAAUAGUUCACGGGGGGAUUUCUGAUAUAACUGACUUGGAUAUGAUCAAAGGCUUAGAUAGAGGGAGGUAUGUAUCUUUGUUAAGGCCCCCGUUAACUGACAGCUCAGCUCCUGGUGCUGAAGUUAUAGAUAAAGUCGAAUGGAAACAGGUUUUCGAUAUACUUUGGUCGGAUCCGCAAGAAAAUAAAGGCUGCAUUCCGAAUAAUCUUAGGGGCGCGGGCACGUAUUUCGGACCGGACGUGACGAAAAAAUUUUUAAACGAAAACAAAUUGCAGUACAUCGUCAGAUCGCACGAAUGCAAACCAGACGGAUACGAAGUUUGCCAUAAUAAUUCGGUAAUUACAAUUUUCUCGGCAUCGAAUUAUUACGAAGUUGGAUCUAACAACGGCGCUUAUUUAAAACUUAUGGGUCCCGAACUAGAUACCCAUUUCGUUCAAUACAUGGCGAAUUCCGGUCGACGAAAACUCAACCUCUACCAAAGGAUGGGUCUCGUCGAAUCGGGAGCUUGCAAGGAAUUGAAAAUGCAAAUCAUGAACAACAAAAUUCGAUUAGAAGAGGCUUUCGCUGAAGCCGAUCCGGAAAGCACAGGAUAUAUAUCGAUCACUCAAUGGUGCGUAGCGUUGGAAAACAUCACCGGAUUGCAACUCCCUUGGAGAAUGCUAAAAGAUAAAUUGGUUACGGUUGAUCCGGAAACGAACAAAGUCAAGUACCAGACGACGUUCGACGUCAAAAACGAAAAACUAAACUCCGUUCAAGGUGCUCAUUCAGUUGUAGAAACAUUAUAUAGAAACAAGAGCAGUUUAGAAGCCAUAUUCCAUAUUAUCGACAAAGAUAAAUCGGGUUAUAUCAGUUUGGAAGAAUUCACCGACGCUUGUAAUUUGAUUAAACAACACAUGCCGUGCCCGGUAACGCACGAACAACUCGAAGACAUGUGCAGAUUGAUGGAUUUGAAUAAGGACGGUCAAGUAGAUCUUAACGAAUUUUUGGAAUCUUUUCGAAUGGUCGAUCCGCAAUCGAGGACCAAAUCGACUAUGGAAUCUCCGGAAACGGUCCGCGAACCUUCCAAAAAUGAGACCAAAUCUAACGAAAAAGACGGUAACAAUAAAGUGAACGGUACAAUAAAUAUAAAGGAAGAUACGAACAUAAAAGUACAAGUCGAUAUUCAUCCAAAGAUGGAAAUCAACGGUACCGAACAGGAAACUUUAACUAUCCACAAAAACAGUCUCAAGAUGUCUCCUGUAUUGAGCACUCGCAGGGGAUCACAAAUAUAAAUAUUUAUUAUACUCAUAUCUUUUUAUAAGGAAAAUGGGAUCAAUAUUUAACCAUUAAAAUUCUACUUUACUUGGUA